CACAGUCGCAUUGCGUUUAUAGCGCAAAAACGCUGCCUUGUUGCUCGUUUACAUCAUUUCCGGGUGUCAACAGUCAACCAGCCGAGCCUCUUGGCUAUGUUGAUAUCAAGUGAAAGAGAAACAGUUCCGAAAGAACCCACGAUUUUAACCGUUUUAGAAGAGCUAGCUAACGUAGCAACCUAGCUACAAAGCUAGCGACAUUCUCUAACCCCAGUGUCGAUAAAUGGAUUGCCUAAAUCAUUCGUAAGAGAAGGGACUUGAAUUCAAUCCCUCGUACCACCAUGGCUGGCCACAGCACGCCGCCGGCCCUGAAGGAAUUCUGUCCGCUUUACUACCUGCUAAACUCCAUCCCCGCCAAGGUGCAGAAGGGCUUUCGCUCCGUGGUGGUGUAUCUGACAGCUCUGGACACCAGCAGCGAUUACAUCGCCGUGGGCAGCAGCAUCGGCAUGCUCUAUCUCUACUGUAGGAGACUCAGCCAGAUGAACAAGUACAACCUGGAGGGGAAGACGGAGCCCAUCACAGCUGUGAAGCUGCUCAGCUGUUUUGAUGACCUGGUGGCAGUGGGCACGGCAUCUGGGCGGGUCGCCCUGUUCCAGCUGGUGUCUCCUCUGCCAGGACGGAACAAGCAGCUCAGGCGCUUCGAUGUGGUGGGCCUGCAUAAGGCUACGGUCACAGCCCUUGCGUGGAGUGCCAACGGCAUGAAGCUCUUCUCCGGGGAUGACAAAGGGAAAGUUGUGUACUCGGCUGUGGACCUGGACCAGGGAGUGUGCAGCCCAGUGCUGCUGCUGGAGGAGCCGUCUCCCAUAGUGCAGCUGGAGUACAGUCAGAAGGUGCUGCUGGUCUCCUCCUACCAGCGCUCCCUGCUCUUCUACACGCAGGACAACUCUAUGCAGCAGCUGGGCUCCAAACCCCGCAAGAGCAACGGCAGGUUCGGGGCGUGCUUCCACCCGGGCCUGUGCAAGCAGAGCGACCUGCUGGUGUACGCGGCACGGCCGGGGCUGCGUCUGUGGCGUGCGGACGUGCGCGGAUCCGUGCAGGACACCUACCUGCUGAAGGAGCUGUUCACCCGCGACGUGCCGCUCUUCGAGCUGUUCCCGCGCCCGGGCUCCACCGGCGCCUACCGCCCCACUGAGAGGCAGCUGGGCCUGGUCAGCUGCUUCCUGAAGGAGGGCUGGGUGCUCACCUGGAAUGAGUACAGCGUCUACGUGCUCGACUGCCUGAACCAGGCCAUCAUUGGAGGACUGGAAGGCUGUGGUGACAUCGUGUCUGUGUCCUGCACCGAGAACGAGAUCUUUAUUCUGAAGGGAGAUCGCGACAUCAUACGCAUUUCCAACCGUCCGGAAGGCUUGGCCACUAACUUGUCGGAGCUGUCUCUGCGUCUGACAUCACCACUGAGCAAUCCCACCACCUUUCUCCCGCCCACCGGCGCCGUGGAGACUGCCCAGCCAAUCAGGACAAUGGCCAUCAUCACAGAGCAGGAGGACAAACAGGCAGUCGGGGAGGAGGGGGAGGAGAUCGGGGAGGAGGUGGGUGAGGGCGGGGUCAUCGUCCUGGAGAAGCUUGAGGUGGGCGAGGGGGCGGGGCAGAGGGGCAGCGCGGGCACCAGCGAGUCGCGGAGCCGCAGCAGCUCCGUCACGUCGUGGGACAGCGCCCUGGGCCUGGCGGCCGCCACCGAGCAGUCCGCCUCCGAGAUGUCCUCCAGCCGCUACAGCACCAUCACCCAGGAGGACUUCCAGCAGGAGCUGGUGGUCAAAGCCAUCAAGGUGAAGAAGAAGAGCAAGAGGAGGAGGCAGGAGAGCGGGAACCGGCUGUCGGAGCACAGCAGCUGGUCGGAGGGCGUGUUCAGCCAGGACGGGGCAGGUAGCGAUGGCACCAGCACCCCGGCGUGCGAGCUGCCGUCCGACCGCACCAGCCUCCUGGGCAGCAGCCUGGACCUGCACAGCAACGAGUCCCCCGACCAGGAUGGCUCCAUCAGCGGCGACUCCCACGGCAACGACCCCUUCACCCUGCUCACCUCGCCGGACCAUCCCCCGGCCCCUCCCCUGGAGAGGCGGAGCCCGGCGCCCGACCCCGCCCCCGGCACCCCGCCCGAGGAGAGCCCCGCCCCCUCCCACACGGCCCUGUCUCUCCCGGGGCUGGAGGGUCAGUGCUGCCCGGGGGCCGAGCAGAGUGGAGACGACGCGUUGCGCACGGCGGACAGCUUGGAGCCCGAGCUGCUCACUCCAGACGUGGACUCGCUGCUGCAGUGCACCUUUGCAUACAUGCAGGCCGCAGCUGAGCAGGAGAGCUGCGCGGACGAGCAGGGCGACUGCGCAGACCAGCCGGAAGCGGACGCAUACGAACAGGAGGAGGUCACACCAGGCUCAGAGCAGCCUGUGGAGCACCCAGAGCUCCCUCAUCCCUCUGCGGACCUCCUCCCUCACGGCUGCCCCCUGGAGGCUGAGCUCUCCGCCUCCAGUGAUGAGGAGGACAUCUACGCGCCCGGCGUGCCCCACUCGCUGUCGGUGGCCAGCCUCGACGCCACACACGCCCCUGCCGCUCACGGGGCCCGCAACCAGGACGGCGCCACCCGAGACCAGGCCGGCCUCCACAAAUCCGACCAGCUGGCAGAGAGCUGGAUGGGGUACUCAGGCCCUGGGUGCGGCAUUCUCAGCCUGGCCGUCACCGACCGCUUCAUCUGGUGCCUGGACUUCAAAGGAGGCCUGUUCUGCAGCGCCCUGCCUGACGGGGGCCUGCGCUGGCAGAGGUUCGAGGACAACGUCCAGCAAGUGGCAGUGUCGCCCUCAGGCACUCUACUGUGGAAGGUGGAGCAGAAGACGAACAAGGCCUUUGCGUGUGGAAAGGUCACCAUCAAAGGGAAGAGACACUGGUACGAAGCACUCACCCAGGCGGCCUUCGUGGCCCUCAGUGACGACACCGCCUGGAUCAUCCGCACCAAUGGAGACCUGUACCUGCAGACAGGUCUGAGUGUGGACCGGCCCUGCGCCCGCUCGGUGAAGGUGGACUGCCCGUGCCCCCUGGCGCAGAUCAGUGCCCGGGGCAGCGUGGUGUGGGCGCUGAGCGAGCAGAGAGGCGUCUUCUACAGGGAGGGGCUGAACAGCUUCUGCGCAGAGGGGGAGCAGUGGAAGUACGAUAAAGUCAGUGAGAGGCAGGGUCUGGAGCCAGUGUGCAUUGCCCUGGGAGAGCACCAGACAGCCUGGGCCCUGGACACCAGUGGGAACCUGUGGUUCAGGACGGGAGUGACCGCCACAAAGCCUCAGGGGGAGGACGAGCACUGGUGGCAGGUGAGCAUCACGGACUACGUGGUGUUCGACCAGUGCAGCCUGUUCCAGACGCUGAUCCAGGCCACGCAGACGGUCGCCACGGCCACCAAGGCGCCGGUGGAGAGGGUGGCGGACCGGCUGCGCGUGGCCUUCUGGUCCCAGCAGCCUCAGUGCCAGCCCAGCCUGGUCAGCAGCAACAGCAGCGGAGUCUGGAUCGCCUCUGGCAGGAACGACUUCCACGUGGCCAAAGGCAGCCUCGUUGGAACAUACUGGGAGCAGGUGGUGCCCAGGGGAACUGCAUCCGCCACUAAGUGGGCCUUCGUCUUCUCCUCCGCUGCACCUACAGGAGAGGGCAGCUUCCUGUGGCUGAGGCAGAGUCGGAGGGACCUGUUCUGCGUGUGGGAUCGGGACGCUCAGCUCCGCCCCUCCACGGUGCAGCUGCCCCCGGAGGUGGAGCUGACGCAGCUGUCCGCCUGCGGCGACGCCGUGUGGGGGCUGGACGCCCACGGGCGCAUCCACAUCCGCACGCUGACGGCCAGCUGCCCCACCGGCAUGCACUGGACGCCCCUGGACCUCAGCCAGCUAGGGCACGUGAAGCUGGUCAGCAUCUGCUGCGGCAGUCAGAAUGUGUGGGCGUGUGAUGCGAACGGGAUGGUGUACUUCCGGGUCGGGACGCAGCCCCUCAACCCCAGCAUGAUGCUCCCGGCCUGGAUCUGCAUAGAGCCUCCGGAACAGCCGGUCGGGGUGCACCUGGUAAGCGUGCACACCAGCCCUAACGACCGCAUGCUGUGGGCCGUGGACAGCAGAGGCAACGUUCAUGUGCGCUGCGGGAUCACCGAGGAGAUGCCCGUGGGCACAGAGUGGGAGCACAUUCCAGGCCUGCAGGCCAGCCAGUUGGUUCUGAGUCUGAGGACGGUGUGGGUGUGCUGUCCCAAUGGGGAAAUAGCUCGCCGCUAUGGCAUCACUGACAAGAAUCCCGCUGGAGACUACUGGAAGAAGAUCCCAGGCCUGGUCACCUGGGCAGCAGUGUCUCCACUGGAUGAGCUGUGGGCGGUAAGCCAAUCAGGGGCUCUCACCCGCAGACUAACCAAAACCUUCCUGCACACCGUCGCCAAGGCGAAAGUCAGCGGGGGGUCGGCGACCUGCGAUGACCUGGAGGACGAGUGGGAGGUCAUCUAGAGAGUGCGGGCGGCGGCCUCUGUGGCCCAGUGCUCCACACUCCCUUCCAUCUGAGUUUCAGUUAGUAGUGGGUGCUCAUUUUGCUCAUCUCUCUUUACUGUGAUGUUGUGAGUGGCAGUGGCAGUGUGGGGAGGGUGUGCAGGAAUGGACAGCUGAAGUUUGGCGUGUGCAUACUGUGUGCAAACUGACCGUGGGGCCCCCGGGCCCCCCCCCCCCCCGG
Molecule: messenger RNA, 4662 nt
Organism: Megalops cyprinoides (Indo-Pacific tarpon)
Lineage: Eukaryota; Metazoa; Chordata; Actinopteri; Elopiformes; Megalopidae
Gene: tecpr2
Product: tectonin beta-propeller repeat containing 2
Exons: 20
Coding region: 282-4442 (1386 amino acids)
Molecular function (GO): protein binding
Source: RefSeq, a predicted model, not a curated record